GUGAAAUACAGUAAAAUGGAAGGGGACAUCAGAAAGCGAGGUAUCCUGUACUUACAGCAACAGAGGUUUGGAAAGAAAUGGCGAAAGGUCUGGUCCAUGUUGUACAGAGAAAGCUCCUGCUCCAUCUCUCGUCUCGAGUUUUUUGAGGUUAAAGAUGGAAGUGGGAACACGCUGGAAAAAGCCAACCGCAAACAAGAAAACAAAAAGGUAAUAAAGUUGAGCGACUGCAUUCGAGUAUCAGAAUCUGAUGUUGAAGGAUGUCCACGGGACUGUGGAUCGUUUUUGGUGGAGACUACAGAAAAGACGUUUGUUUUUGCCGUCGAGUCCACUGAACUGGAUGAUUGGAUGCAGAAACUAUGUGAAAUCGCUUUUCCGAGUAGCUGGACAGAAAGAGGAGCGGCGAGAGGAAACAGUAUACACGGUGAAUCCGAUGAAGUCACGAUGUCCGACAACACCCUUUACUGCAGCAGAGAAACCUCUACAGGUAUGAUAGACUUCAAGGUGUCAGUGAGGCGCACAGAGGCUUCUGAGAGAUGUGGCCUGAAAGGAUCGCUGUUGUUACGGACUGAUUUUGAUAGCCUCCUUCUGAAAGACCCUAAAACUGGAGAGGUUUUGUAUUCUUGGCCUUACAGAUUCCUCCGCAGGUUCGGACGAGACAAGGCAACAUUCUCUUUUGAGGCUGGCCGAAGAUGCGACUCUGGGGAGGGCAACUUUGAGUUCGACACAAAGCAGGGAAACGUUAUCUUCCAGUCCGUCGAGGCUGCCAUCAAUGUACACAGAUCCAGUUUACCUCAAAAGCAGGUAUCGCUUGGGGAGCGAGAGCCUGCGCAUGGGGUUCAAAGCUCGAAAGCUCCAAUGGACAACUCUAGCGUCUACAGCAUGGUGUCUGAACAUCCAAUCAGGGACGGGCCCAAACAACAACCGAACCCCCAGCCCUCCAGACUCGAGGCCCCGACUGAGAAGCUUCUGACUGGGGUUAAGAGUCUGAACCUGGACGCCAGACCUCCACCACGUAAAAGCCAGGUCAAGAACUUCAGAAGUUGUCCGUUGGCCAACACCGAAGAUGCGACCUACUCCCGUGCUAUGGCACCAGCUCCAGAACGAGGGGGAAGUCCAGGGGAGAAGAGAGAACUAAAGGACAGACGUUCCACCUGCUCCAACCCCGAGGAAUCCGACUACUCUUUGCCCUUUGACACAAUUGCUAAGAAUGUCAUGGUAGACAUUUUGGCCACAUCUAACCCACCGCCCACUUUAGUAGAGCCCAAUUGUGAAAAUAAUAAUAAAAGUGCUGUAGAAAGCCCGGAACCUCUGUAUGACAGUAUAGAUGAGAGUGCCAUUAGAAAUCGUUUCCCAAAUAGAGGAAAAUCCCAAACCACCCCUUACAAAAGAGUGGAGCACAUCUACGAUGAACCCGAGGGUUGUGCCGUGCCCCCAGCCGUUCCUCCAUCACUCUAUGAUGAACCAGAGGAGGUCAAAGGUCAUGCCUGGAAGAUGCUAGGUACUGUAAUGGAUCCAAGUGGUCAUGAGUACCCCUACAAUGCUUCUGCGGAUGAUUACGCCGUUCCUAAACCUCCCAGGAGAGCUUUACCGCCAGAGCAGAAGGACAAUCAAGAAGAGGACAACUCACCAUAUGACAAUAUCAUGGUAAAAAAUAAUUAAGGACUGUUUCUGUACAUGAGAGGAUAUAUAUAUAUGAGGGUGUGAGUGAAUGCAUGAAAUAUUUAAUAGUUUAUAAGUAGAAUGGACAAUACUCCUUCACUGCUCUCCAACAUCUGUGACCUAAAACUGGAUUGAAAAUCAUAUAAGAACAUGAAGAAUUCACUAAACAGUUGUGUCGACUCAUUUCCACAUGCAUUAUUUCAGUCCAAAAACUUUUUCUUAUUCUCCAAACAUUUGUGAAUGGUAUUUAAAUGAAAUUUAAUUAAAUUAAAACAAGUAAAAAAAAUCAUUUUUGAACUCUGUUUAGGUAGAAUAUAUUUCAUUAUCAUGAUUUUAUGGCUAAUUAUACAGUACAUUAUGUCUUCAACACUGUUUGCCUUUAAAGGUACCUCGACUAUGAAGCCUUGCUUUAAUGAUGUGUAUAUCUAGUACUAAAAUCUAUUGAAACACAUUAAAUAUUUUCAUUACUUAAAAAAAUUAAGCUGUCAUGGCCGCCAUUAUGUUCCACACGUAAAGCAUUCUGGGUCGAUGAUGUGUAAUGGUUCGUGAACUAUUACUACAGUUUACUAUAGUAAAUACUAUGGUAUCUACUGCAGUUUUUCAUGUGGUAAUGUUGUACUCCCCACUGCCACCUACUUACCUCGCCUUUUAUUUUGAUCAUCUUUAAUUUGUAUUGUUCAUCAUUUAUGUUCUAAACAGAACCCUGCUAAAAAACAAUAGAAACCAUCACAGAAAUUGUAUUGGAUAUAAUGGUUCUAAUGGGAAUUUUAUUGGUUGUAAUGGAAACAUGGUCUCUGUGGGUCUCUACUGGUAUGUGUUGGAUUGUGUUGGUGGGACCAUUAAAUCCUACUGGAAUAUGUCCCAAAUUAAUUUUGUAGUGGUUUAAAUGGUAAAAGCUAAUGGUUCCUAGUUGUAUUUUUAAUGGCAUGUAUAUGUCAAGACCACAUAUCGCCACCUAUUGGCUGUGUGCAUUUAUAACUCAUCUUCUUUUCAACAUCAUUUUACACUCUCCUGAUUAAAUACUUGUUUACCAUGUUUACCUCACUUUAGUGUUAAUAGAAAGGGUUUUAAUUGCAACCUUUUGACAUCACGCUUUUUGAUGUGGGCAAAAUGAUAGAAAAUAUUUUUUUUCAAAGUAUAUUAAAACUAUGACAUUUGUAUUGUUUAUGUAAUUUUACAUAUCAUAAACCCCAUACAUGUGUUUAUAGUCGGGGCACCUUGUGAACAGUUAACAGUCGACUAUUACAGGCUGCUGAAAAAAUGCAGUGUGCAUUUUCUAUUGCUCAUGACAGCAGUUAUAUCAAAUAAUGAAUGUGAAUCAAUGAUAGUGAAGUGCAUUAAAACCAGAAAAAUAUUCAGACGCACACGAUUUGUAUGGUAUCUUUUGUGAAUAGGUCACUAAGUGUGGGCUCGCUUCAUUCUUAGUGAAUUCCCCAACAUGUGUCCAAAUGGCAACCGAGUGUAUCUACUAUGACCUUUACUCUCUAAAAAGUCCAAAUUGAUUUUAUCAGGUUGUAAACUGAAUGGUAAUUUGUAUUCAGUUGAAAACAGCCCUUACUUUCCAUUCUUGUAUUUUUGUUCUCAUUUUAAGGGAGAUCACACAGGUAAUUAAAGUCCUUCAGAUCUCUCGCACAAUGGAUGAUGGCCGUCACUUAAUCCUCUGCUUGCUAAUUGUGGAAAAUGGAGAUCCGCACAGUGCCGUGGUCUUAUCCAGGGCAAACUCUGACUUUUUCCCUUACAGGCUUCCUAUUUUGAGGAACACAUGAAUAAUAAUAACUUGACUUGCAGAGUUAAACUGGGGCACUGUUAGGAUGCUGCCGGGCUUCCUGCCUGCCACGGUUCAUGAAUCCCACAUAGUCUUAAGUCUGAAAAAAACUCUACAGUUCUCAACCGUUCAGCUUCUAUUUCUAUUUUUUUUAUUUGUGAACAUGUCUGUCAAAUCCAGACUCAUAAUUCUUUCCUGUAAAUCAUAAAAAAUACUUUAGCUGGGUUUUCACAGGCAGGGUCACAUGUAAUUUAACAUCACAUUAAUAAUUUUUUCCUUUACUGUAUAUUACCUAAUCAUUUCAUGAUGUUAUUUAUAGUAGAAUCAAAUGGUGACCAAUGCAAUAAAGGAAGUUUAUUAAGAAAUGAUUAUAUGUGAAUAAGGAGUCUUUACCU
This is a messenger RNA of Paramisgurnus dabryanus, 3819 nucleotides long. It is a transcript of the gene dok2, whose product is annotated as docking protein 2. The record is from RefSeq and is a predicted model, not a curated record. Lineage: Eukaryota; Metazoa; Chordata; Actinopteri; Cypriniformes; Cobitidae. Gene Ontology annotation, biological process: Ras protein signal transduction; positive regulation of MAPK cascade; cell surface receptor protein tyrosine kinase signaling pathway. Gene Ontology annotation, cellular component: cytoplasm.